AUGCUACCAGGAACAAUCUGUCAGUCAGUGGACGGUGGACUGCUGGUCACCUUGAGAGACAACAAAUCAGAGCAUUACAAUUUGGACUCGUACAGCAGACGUAUCGUGAGACACAUCACAGUGACAGAGGAUGUCAUCCGUGAGUAUGAGUACCAGGAGGACGGUCAGACCAGACUGUUUACAUUACCAGUCAGAGUCACACAGAACAGUAACAGUGAUAUCUGUGUUGUGAACUAUACUAGUCCCUCUACAGGUGAUCUAGUAAUUAUGUCUUCUUCUGGUCGUAUGAAGUCUGUUUACUGUGGACAGAACCUAACAAAGAACUUUUAUCCAACUGAUGUAGUGUGUGACUCCCUCUGUAACAUCCUUAUUACAGACCUAGGUAACAAACAGAUCCAUCUGCUGAGUCCUGAUGGGGAGUUCUUCAAGUUCUUGCUAAAAGAGAAUGAAGUGAACCGUACUUGCAGACUAACAAUGUACAAGUCUACACUGUGGGUGGGAUACAAUGAAGGCUUUGUCAAAGUGUUCAAAUGUAAAAUGUAA
Saccostrea echinata is the source of this 543-nucleotide messenger RNA. RefSeq lists its product as uncharacterized. Lineage: Eukaryota; Metazoa; Mollusca; Bivalvia; Ostreida; Ostreidae. The record is from RefSeq and is a predicted model, not a curated record. The transcript has a single exon. The coding region runs from base 1 to 543 and encodes 180 amino acids.